AUGGCAUUGCACAUCACAGAUCUUCGGUGCUUUCUCAGCGGCCGACCAUGUCUCGCUGUUUUUCCUUCUCCCCGUUUCCCGUCAUCUCACGGGCAUUUAAGCCCUACCCCCACCUUUCUCUCUUCGACCACCAUGCGCACCGUCGCGUCCGCUCUUUCGCUCUCCCUCCUCCCACUACUCGUUACAGCAGCCUUCUCCCCAGUGCGCGAAUACAAGGGCCAGGACUUUUUCUCGCAAUGGGACUUUGACGACAAGAUCGACGAUACGACUUGGGGGAACGUCACCUACCUUGGUGCCCCGGCAGCCAGCGCUGCGAAGCUCGUCGAUGUAAAUGCGGCGGGCAAUGUUAUCAUCAAAGUGGACAACACGACGGUCAUCCAGCCCGCCUCUCUGGUCCAUCGGAACUCGGUGCGAAUAACUUCCAAAGACACCUAUGGCGUUGGGAAUGUCAUCAUCGCGGACUUUGUCCAUAUGCCCUACGGUUGCUCUGUCUGGCCUUCGUUCUGGCUACUUGGGCAGGGUGCGGAGUGGCCCAAUGCUGGCGAGAUCGACAUCGUCGAGGGUAUCAAUCUUUACGAGAACAACCAGUUCUCGUUGCACACCCCUGCAGGAUGCCAACAGCCGGAUAGCGUCAAGCAGACGGGCAGAAUUCUCUCCACCAACUGCGAAUCCGUGUCGGGCACUAACAAGAACGGGUGUAUUACGGAGGAGACCAAGCCCAACUCCUUUGGCAAGGGCUUUGCGCAGGCUGGCGGAGGAGUUUUCGCCCUCCAGAUAGAUGUCACUGGUAUCUUCAUGUGGUUCUGGACCAGAGCAGAGAUCCCCAAAUCUAUCACGUCGUCCACGUCCACCUCGACACUUGACCUCACAGACUGGGGCAACCCCAGCGCCGCCUACCCCGCCGUUUCGUGCAACGUCACCGAGUUCUUCAAGCCUCAGAACAUCAUUCUCGAUAUUACCCUGUGUGGCCUAUUUGCCGGCGCUUUGUACUCCAGGACCUGUCCCGGCAACUGCGUCAACGACAACAUCAUCGGCAGCGGCGCCGGCUACAGCACCGCCUACUUCGAGAUUCCUUACAUUCGGGCUUACAGUGCGGCGGCGGCGCCAGUGCCGUCGGCUUCGUCGUCCCAGCCCGCAGCCUCGCACGCGCCGAGCCCUUCCGCCGGGGGGAAACACCGGCGCUACCGACAACAGCAACAGCAGCAAUAG
Messenger RNA from Mycena indigotica, 1209 nucleotides. Its product is annotated as GH16 domain-containing protein. Gene Ontology annotation, molecular function: hydrolase activity, hydrolyzing O-glycosyl compounds. NCBI's taxonomy places the organism in Eukaryota, Fungi, Basidiomycota, Agaricomycetes, Agaricales, Mycenaceae. Gene Ontology annotation, biological process: glucan catabolic process. The coding region runs from base 1 to 1209 and encodes 402 amino acids. The record is from RefSeq and is a predicted model, not a curated record. The transcript has 5 exons.